CUGGGCACCUACGCAGAGCUUAUACCACUUGAGCCAUGGAUCACCUCCCGGGUGAGGUGUUGCUCCUCAUUCUAUCAUUCCUCGAACCCGCAGAGAUCACCAACCUCCAGCUCGUCUCCCGCGGCUUCUAUAACCUCGCCCGCGACAACAGCUUCUGGCGCGCCCGCUGCCUGGAAGAGUCGACCUUCCUCGAGAACCUCGACCGACGACGGCGCCUGUUCGGGCCGACCGGCGACAGAGAGAGCCCGCCGCGAUUCUUGUCCGGUAGCGGCUCCAACGGGAGCCCGGACGCGGGGGCAGCACUCGCUAAUAACGAUGCCAAGCCCACGACGACCUCGUUCGUCUGGAAGGGCGGCGAAACGCGCGAGCGCGAGCGCGUGCGCAUCAUGGCCAACUGGGACCCCUGCUUCCCGUCGGAGCGGGUGUCGUGGUACGACGAAUACGUCCAGCGGCAUGGACCCAUCGCCAUCAAUUGGAUGCAGUACGCCUACGAGGAGGGCCGGGACCCCUCUUCGCCCGCGUCGGUGGCCGACAUGGUCGAGGCCCGCGGCGUUGCGCUGUACUACCCCGAUGGGGAGGCCGGCGAGGCGGUGCUGGCGGUGUCGCCGCUAGACGACGGGAGCGUGGCUAUGUGGGACGUGGGCGGGACGAUGGGGAAGAGGGGAGCUCUCGUCGCGAGGAGCCGGCGGGGGAUCCUGUUCGUCGACGGCCCAGAAGCGGACAAUCGCAAGCGGUCCAAGAGGAUCGAUUCCGGGGUGACGGAGUGUGUGAGCGUGGACAGCCGACUUCAUAGGGCAUUUUUCGCCGUGCAGAGCCGUCUCAUCGAGGUGGAUCUGCGGCGGUUGUCGGUUGUUGGUUGCGAAUCGUUCCCGUGGUCCAUCACCGCGUUGUCCGCGGCAAGCCCGACGGUUCCUCUGACCGUCGGGACCAACCUUGGCAUCCACUUACACGACUACAGAGCGCGCAAGCCGCGGCGGAACGACCAGGACGAGAUGAUGGACGAUUUCGACAGAAUCGGGGCUAACGAGUUCUACGAGCGCAGCCUCCGACGCAUCUUCGAUGACGAGCCCCUGCCCCCUUACGCGCCGCUGUCGCAGCCGGGCCCGCUGAGCAUCCUCCAUCUCCAGCAGCCCGGCCAGGAGGCGGACAUAUCGGACGACAUCUAUGUGGCAGGUCGAUUCUCCAACAUCCUGCACUACGACCGGCGCAAAUUCCCGUCCAUCCGGGGCUCUAUCCACUCGGGGGCCCGACUGUGCGCCAUGACCUCCCUUCCUUACCCCUUCUCGACGGUCGACAGCGAGCUGCGACGCAAGGCCGCACUAUCGCUCGAGCAGGUCGAAGCAUCCAAGACGGCGGCUGGCGGACGGACGCUGAUUGCCUGCGGCGAAUACAACACCAAGGGAUCGCUCGAGCUUUACGGGCUGACGCCGACGACGGCAUCGACGCAUAGUACGAGCGCGCCGGGCGGGCUGCAGAACUCGGCGUUCAAGAACCGGCAGAACUGCUCGCGGUCCAAACUCAUGUCGGUCGUCAACCACGGAACGCGCAUCGCCUUCUCGGACGGGUCCGGCUUCAUCAAGUGGUUCGAGCGCGACGGCUUCACCGAGGUGCGCCGCUGCCGCAUCGGCCACAGCGAGCGGAACACGGAGGAACCCUCCAUCUUCUCGUCCAUGCCAGGGUCCGACGACAUUGCGCGGAAGCUGUUGCCCACGCGGCCGGCAGCAGCCGUGGCCGGCGGUGGUCACGAACCCGAGGGGGACGACGGCGGCGGCGGCGGCGAUAGCGACAACAACGGCGAAAGGCGGAGACACAGCAAUGAUUUACUCUUCUGGACGGGCGAAAAGCUGGGGCUGGUCACCUUCUCUGCGCGCCCAGGGUUCGCGCCCGAGGACUUCGAGGAGUCGACAGAGAACGGGGACGGGCCCGAAGCCAAGGCGCUGGCAGCCGCGCAGAGCGAGUACAACGAGAUGAUGCGGCGGGCGCUCGAGAGGCAGGCGGACGACGUCCGGUUCGUGAGGAACCUGGGCCUCGAUAGCGGACUUCAUCCGACACCGUUGUAGCGCAGAAGGCGGGAGAGUGGUUUUGAGAGUGGAGACCAGCCGAGCUACCACACGUACACACGGCAUACACGUACGCAGUACGGUGUACGGAUUACACUACGCACUACGGAACACACUAGAGGAAGACCCGCUCCCACGGUUGCUGCAGAAUGGAGCUAUGGCCGCGAGGUGAUCGGCGAUAGUUCGCUUACACUACACUAGAGCAGAGCAGAGGCACGUGUACUGUCGCACUGCCGACAUAGAGUGCAUACCUACUUGGUAGUAUGUACGGAAGCCGGGACUGCUUGGUUCGUGUUUGCCGGCCGGCGUUGGAUUGAUUGGGACUCGAAUAUAUAUUAUACCCCCC
This is a messenger RNA of Thermothelomyces thermophilus ATCC 42464, 2406 nucleotides long. RefSeq lists its product as uncharacterized. Gene Ontology annotation, biological process: protein polyubiquitination. Lineage: Eukaryota; Fungi; Ascomycota; Sordariomycetes; Sordariales; Chaetomiaceae. The transcript is spliced from 3 exons. The record is from RefSeq and is a predicted model, not a curated record. The coding region runs from base 36 to 2060 and encodes 674 amino acids. Gene Ontology annotation, molecular function: protein binding.